AUGGCGGAAGACGCCGAAGUUGCCAAGGUGGAAGAGAAAAAAGUUGAGGCGGAGAGCAAUGAAAAUGUUGAAGUAAGUUUUCUUUUUCAAUAAACUCUAUAAUAUCUUCAAAAAAUAGAUAUUUUUUCCAAAGAGUUGUGAGUGUGAAAAAUGAUCUAUAUAUAUAUUUUGGAAUAACUUUUGAUAUAUUAGUAAUCGAUUUACGAAAAAGACUUAGCAUCUGCUUUCAAUAAUCAUCAAAAAUAUUUAUUUCAGGAGAGACCUGCUGAAGAAAAAAAAGUGGUGGAAGAAAAUGCGGAGCCAGCCAAAGCAACGGUUUCAGAUGAGAAGAAAGAAGGGAAUGAACCUGCGCAAAAGAAUGGUAAGAAAAAUCCGAUUGUUUAAAAUCAAAAAAAAAUGUGUUCGUUUUCAGAAGAUUCCGAAACAGUUGAAAAUUCAGCAGAACUUGAUGAUGAUCAACAGGUUGAAAACCCAGCUUAUAUUCCAAAAGUUGGAAAAUUCUAUAUGCAUGAUGACGAUAGACGAGGAGAAGAAGUUGAUGGAAAUUUAGAUUCGUAUGUUAUUUUUUUCAAAUUUUGAACUUUUCCAGAAAUUUAAUAUUUUCAGAGAUGAUGCGAAUGAUAAAAAGAAAAGCAGAGCAGAUGGAUUGUGGAAACAUGAUAGAUUUGAUGAAAAAUUCCAAAGACCUAAGUCCAAAAAACAGAUUGUUAAAAAAUAUGGAUGUGAUAUAAGAAGUGAUCAAAAAGAUGGAGAUGCUUCUGUUGAAAAAGAAGUAAGUUGCAUCUUGUUUUCUAUUUCAUAUUUCUUCAUAACUUUCGAAAAUUAAUAGAUCAAAAAUUAGAACUUAUCCCCAAUCAAAAAUAGAUAAAAUCUUUAUCUUGACAUGUGUCAUAUUAGAUUAAACCAUUACAGACAACAGCACCGGAAUCAACUGAAGAUGAUUCAGAUGUCAAACAAGUUCGACAAAAUAGAAAAGAUAGAAAAAUUAAUACAAGACCAACAAACAGUAGAAAUGCACCGACAAAUAGAAGAAGACCAAUGAAAAAACGAGAAAGAGAAGAUACUGUUGAUGAAUCGAACACAGAAGUUGAAGAAAAACCAGCACAAAGAAGAAAUAUACAAAAUAAUGCCAGUAAACCACAAAGUAAGUUUUCAAAAAAGAAAAUUAUAGAAAUAAAAUGAGUUUUUUUUUUUAGAAAAACCUGUAAGUAGAAGCAGCGAAGAAGAUGAAGAAGAAGACGAUGGAGGAGAAAUUAAGAAAGGACAAAGAAGAAAUCAAGGACCAAGAAGUGGAACAGGAAUUAGGCGAGGAUUUGGUGGAACAACAAGAUUGAGAGGAAGGUUCGUGUUUGUUUUUGAAAAUUUCAUUGAACUUUUUUUGGCGCGCAAAAAUAAUUGAAAAAAUAAAAGAAUGUUUUUUAUUCACCAGAACGUUGUUUUUAUAGAGUUACACAAGUCGCUCCUCGUCGUCAUAAUCCUCCAUCUUCAUCUUCAUAUCGAAAUGAUGUUAGAGAUAAUGAUACAUCAAAACCUCAACAACAACAAACACAUCAACAAAAUGCAUCAAUUCCAGUUCGUCGUUUCCGUGGAGGUGUUUCUCGAGGUGGAUUUACUUCACGUGGUUCUAUUAAUUCGUAUUAUGAAAGUAAUUAUCGAACACGUGGAUCAACUCGAACUCCUCGAGAUUAUAACACCAGUAAUUCAUCUAGACAAAUUAAUGAUGAUCGAUUUGAAAAUCAUCGACGAGGUGUAAUUAGAGGUGGUGGAUUUGUGAGAGGAAGUUCAAUUCGUGGUGCACCUGCACCAAUUCAUCGAGGAAGAAAUACAACAUCUCGUGGUGGAUUUGUGAGUCGAACUGAUACAUCCGAACAAAGUGACGGAUAUCAAAGAGAUUUUCCACCUCCAGUUCCAGCGAGAGGAGCUUAUCGUGGUGGAUAUAAUAAUAACAACAAUAAUUCGCCUGUUCCAAGAAAUGCUUCAUUCCCACAAAGAGGAGGUUAUACAAAUGGAAAUGAUAGAGGAGGUUAUAAUCAUCAUAAUCAUCAACCAAAAGUAUAUUCUCAACCACCAAUUCAACAAACAAUUGUUGUUCCAACAAAUGUUCCACCUCCACAAAUGACACGUGGAACUACACAUGGUGGAGCAGUUAUUCCACAGCAACAACAACAACAACAAAGGAUAAGACAACCAACUGAUGUUGUUUAUUUUGAUCCAGUUCAACAACAGGUAACAAUAUUAUUUCCAAACAAAUCAAAAAAUCAUUUUAAAAAAUUAAUAAUUUUUCAGGUAAAUCGAGCUCCUGUGCAAUCACGUGUCAAAAAAGUGAUACCAAUUGUUGAUCCCAACACAAACAAAUAA
Molecule: messenger RNA, 2358 nt
Organism: Caenorhabditis angaria
Lineage: Eukaryota; Metazoa; Nematoda; Chromadorea; Rhabditida; Rhabditidae
Source: the annotation of a GenBank genome assembly